AUUGCGUGAUUUUUCAAGAAGUACGGUUCAUACUUUAAAAGGUAAUAUACAGUGUUACUGUCUUCUUCUCUUUCAGGUAAAUCACUUAAUGGAUUUAAAAUAUAUUAACUGUUUUCUAUACUUUACAUUUUGAAUUGAUUGCAAAUGAAGUGGCAUGGUUUUACUUUUGUAUCGGUUGAAUGGCUACAGAGGAAAAUACCUAUUUUCUACGAUCCUUUUUACUCCUCGUUGAAGGUGGUUUAUAUAGUUCAAGGGAAACUUUAGGACGAGAAUGUCAAAAGGCAGGUGGAAACCUGGACGCGCUACUGAAACAAUGUGAAAACAAACUGAAGCAUGAAUUUCACGGGAAGCAUUAUGAUAAACUUUUCCCCCAAUAUGGUACAACUGAUAUUAACAAAUGGGACUUACAACUGUCAGUUGGUGUGCUGAUCAAUGUCUUUGGACGUAGUCUUUCCUUGACUGAAAAGCAGAAAUUACGUGCCUUAAGAGAUUUGAGAAAUGAGAUAUACAUGCAUUGUGCCUCUGCUUCUCUUGACCAAAAGAAAUAUGAAGAAGUGCAGGAAGAAUUAGAAGACAUUAUAACCACUUUGGCAGCGACAUUUGACAAACCUGUACGAGAUCGUUGUUCCGCAUACAUAACACAGUUUGCUACAGGGCCAUUAGACGGAGUAAAACCAUCUAUAGCAACGUUGAAUGGAUUUAGUCAAACAUGUCAGAAAAAGCUCAAAAUUGGCUUACAUACAGAGCUGGUUGUAGGUGGUCCAUCGGAUUAUUGGAUAAAUCUGUGUGAACAUACUCUUGAUACGAUAUUAAACAAUGCAGAAAGCAUGGCAAGUGAAGGAGCUGGGUUUGAAGAAAUAGAGAAAAAUGUCAAGAAACAAGAAUGUUAUUGUUUUUUAGAAAUGUCCAGUUCUGAGGAAGUCGGACACAGGCAUUUAGAAAUUUCAUCGGAAAAUGACGAUCAUGCAAAACUGAUGCAAGGAACAGAAGAGGAGUUCAGUCAGAAGGCAGAAAACAAACAUCCGCUUAGGCUUGAUCUGGAAUGCACUUCAAAGAAUGGUCUUCUUCAUAUUUUGAAUUCCUUCAAAGACGAUGACUUCUCGGGCCACCUUAAAAGUGUAGCAGACAAAGCAUUUUGGAACAAAUAUCAUAUUGAAGGCAUCUUUAGAUGUUGA
This is a messenger RNA of Mercenaria mercenaria, 1175 nucleotides long. RefSeq lists its product as uncharacterized. The coding region runs from base 180 to 1175 and encodes 331 amino acids. NCBI's taxonomy places the organism in Eukaryota, Metazoa, Mollusca, Bivalvia, Venerida, Veneridae. The record is from RefSeq and is a predicted model, not a curated record. The transcript is spliced from 4 exons.